AAGACAACAUGAAGACGCUUCCAAGUUCAUCUACAUACGUGUAGGCCACCCACAGACUCAAUUCAGGCCCGGGAAUCCCUCUUUGAGACCCUGAACGUCCAGGAGGCACACCUCAUCACGGGCGCCGUCGUUGACCCUGAAGCCCUCCCUACAGUGUCACUGGGCGCGCUCUGCCAACAACAAAACUACAGCCGACCUCACGUGCACGCAACAUGGCAAGUCCGCUACCUCCGCCAGUCCUCAGUCUCGGGCUCUUCGUGGCUGCCUUCUCGUUCGCACUCACGACGCGGACAGCCGCCCUCCAAGCCCGCCUCGGAGCAUGCGGCCUCCUCGUCGCAUUGGUCUGGGCCACGUUGACAGAGGUCCGCAAAUUGAACGACAAUCACGACUUGCUGUACGUAUACGCGACGACUCUCAUCGUGGUCCUCUUCCACGCCUGCGACUAUCUCGUGGUACUGCGCGCUUCGUCCAGGGAAUAUGUCGUCAGCCAAGGCACACAACCGACUUUCCUGCGGCAGUAUGUCCUGACACCCGUGUCGAUGCUCUGCAACUGGCGACGCAUAGGAACGCAAUGGCAGAUCGACAAGAUCCCCCCCUUUUCCCCACGUAGUCCUGCCAAGACGCCUUCACGCGCCUAUCUGAUCGCUACGCGUGUGGUAUGCAUGGGCCUGUGCUGGGUGGCCAUUGAUCUCUGCGAGGUGUCCGUGCUACAGUACUCGGAGAUGAUGACACCUGGCGUGGUCCUCGCGCGUGUCGACCGUCUCACGAUGCCCGAGCUGCUAUUUCGAGCGGAGUUUGUCGUCAGGUACUUUAUCUGCGCCGUCACGGGCGUCUACAUGGGAUACGCAGGCGUCACGCUCAUCGGUCUUGUCCUGGGGCUGAACUCACCACAAGACUGUCCACCAAUGUUCGGGUCGCUCCGGGAUGCUUACACCGUGCGCGGGUAUUGGGGUGACUUUUACCAUCAAGGACUGCGAAGGGCUAUCACCGGUCCCGCGGACGCCUUUGUGGAUCACAUUCUGCGCAUCCGGCGUGGCACAUUGCUCUCACGCUAUUUACGACUGACCCUGGCCUUUGCGCUGUCGGGUGUGAUCCAUUGGGGCGCAGAGGUCAGCUCGGGUGUGGCCAAGCCAGAUCGUAGCCAAUUCUUGUUCUUCACCAGCCAGGCCUUUGCCGUCAUGGUUGAGGAUUCAGUGCAGAAUCUCUACAAGCGCUCCGGACGCCCGCUGCCGGCCCUUCCGGAGGGACUCGUGGGAUAUGCGUGGGUUGCAGGCUGGAUGCUGUGUGCGAUGCCAUACAUGGGCUACAGUGGAGUUGUCUAUGGCGAUCCGUUGCCUUCGAAACUCAAGCCCGCCAUUUUUCGAUUCCUGGCAAGGCUCUCAUAAAUGUUCGAUGCGCAUAAAUGGCAGCCUGGCUCGCGAUGCCUAUCUAGCGCCGAACCCUGGGGACACAGAGUGCUGUGGUGGACUGACUGGCUAUGGGACGUUGCGCUUCUCCAUGCGAUAUCCCCAUAAUGGGCUCGAGGCAGCAAGCCACCAUGCACGUGCUAGACACACAUCAACACGUCCGCAGCAGUCGGCCCCCUCCAUCACGCCCCUGAACGUAUGCAGCAUGACAGACCGGCACAUUGCAGCUCGACUGUCCCUAGAACCUGGGAGAGGGGUCCUCUUGCGUACGUUGCGCCAUGGCCGAGGGAGGGACGGAUGUAGUGUAGGGAACUCGGUCUGUUGGUCCAUAGAGACAUUGUUGGGAGCUGCAGAAGUAUCCAAGUUGUCAAACAUGCACUGCCAU
Emericellopsis atlantica is the source of this 1791-nucleotide messenger RNA. Its product is annotated as membrane bound O-acyl transferase family-domain-containing protein. NCBI's taxonomy places the organism in Eukaryota, Fungi, Ascomycota, Sordariomycetes, Hypocreales, Bionectriaceae. The record is from RefSeq and is a predicted model, not a curated record. Bases 213 to 1385 code for a protein of 390 amino acids. Gene Ontology annotation, biological process: lipid metabolic process. The transcript has 2 exons.